Mya arenaria is the source of this 817-nucleotide messenger RNA. RefSeq lists its product as uncharacterized. NCBI's taxonomy places the organism in Eukaryota, Metazoa, Mollusca, Bivalvia, Myida, Myidae. The record is from RefSeq and is a predicted model, not a curated record. The transcript has a single exon. The coding region runs from base 1 to 411 and encodes 136 amino acids.
AUGUUAUUGUUUUAUUGUUUCAGAUCUGUCAGAUCGCAGACCGGUGGCCUCAUCUUCCGACGCACUCAACCAAGGUUCGAGCCAGCCACUUGGAACGUCAACACAGCCACUUUGAACGACGAGGCCAGGACCAACAACGUGUGUGAAGCCUGGAACAAUGGGUUCCGGUGUCUCGUCGGCCACGUCAAUCCCUCGCUUUGGACUGUCAUCUCCUGCUUCGAGAAGGACGCUGCAAUGGUGGAAGCAGAGAUCCUCCGUGUCCAGAGAGGCCAGCCAUCAAAGAAGCCAGCGAGGAAGGGAACAGUACGAUACCAGAAGACGUUGAAGACCCUGUGCCAGCAGUUAUCCAAUGGACAGAAGACGGUUGAAGAGUUUCUGCAGGCCAUUGGGGGUCACAUCCGACUGCGUUAGGACUGAACAUCUGUAAUGUACCUGUAAUAUGAUAUGAUGAAUGUGCUAAAAUGAAUGUGCUAUUUUGAUCUUGAUUAGUGAAUUACUUAUCAUACCAUUCAGAGAACAGAAACGUAUUUUUUGCUGUAUAUACUUGUAUAUAUGAGUGCUAUAAAUGUGCUAUAUGACUUCUGAUUUGAAAUAAAAAUAUUAUAAAAGGAUUUACAUUGUUGUCUUACCUAAGCCUACAUCGUCACAUGUGUGACCUGAACGGUGUAAUCUGUAUUUAUAUGUAAUUAGUGACAAACAUACAAACUGGUGUAAAUCGGUUGGCAGUUUGCACGUAAAUUGAACAAAUAGUUAAAGAAAAAAAUGUUCAUUUUUUUUAUAUAUUAAUAUAUUUUUAAUAUCUUGGUAUAAACUUAUA